This is a messenger RNA of Helianthus annuus (common sunflower), 647 nucleotides long. RefSeq lists its product as uncharacterized. The transcript has 3 exons. Lineage: Eukaryota; Viridiplantae; Streptophyta; Magnoliopsida; Asterales; Asteraceae. The record is from RefSeq and is a predicted model, not a curated record. Bases 44 to 451 code for a protein of 135 amino acids.
GGCUUCCACAAGGCUUAAUAUCUUUGGCUAUGCAAUCAUCUUCAUGUCACUUCACUUUGUUGCAUAUUCUCUUCAAGAUUUAGAGAAGACGGUGAUAUCAUCCAAAAAUAAGAUUGAAGAAGAAGAAGGGGCCAUGUUUUCUCAACCAGAAAAGGCAACUUUGAAUGUAGCUCCCUUCAGUUCUGAAGUGGGGGUAAAGGGCAGAGUAAUUGGUGGGAGAAAGGUGGCUAAAAUGGUGAACAAAGAACACAUAAACAACGAAGAAGCCGCUUCAAAGAAAGCUUCUUCUUCUUCAAGUGAAACCCCUAGUAAAUGUGAUCAUAAACCACACAAGAGAAGCAAGAAGAUAGAUCAUAAUGUUCAUCAAGUCGAAGGCAAAAUGAGUUCAACAUUCAUGGUUAUCAAUGCUGAUUACCAUGUCCCAAGAUCUCACCCGCCCAAAAAUAACUGACACUACUAGAAACUGGGUAUUUGUGGCUGCAUUCUGGUCGCAAAUCGGUUGCAAAUGCCCAUUUGUUUAGUAGUUUUUUCUUCACAUACAUAGGAUCAAUGACUACUAAAAGGGAAGCAAUUUUGUAGCACUAGUCCUCCCUUUCAUUAAUAUAACUGUAUGUUACCAUACAUAUAUACAACUAGCUAGGAUUAAA